AGACUUAUAAUAUACUUAAAGUUAAUAAAAUGGAAUAUAAUCAGUAUUUUUCUGAUAUUACAAAUUUCAAUACUAUUAUUAAAACACCAAUAAUUUAUCUGAAAAAAAUAUUAGCUAAUCAAGGAAUUUUGAAUCAACUGGUUUUUGAAUCUAUACAAACUACAGGGAUUUUGAAUUCACGAUUUCAAUAUCGUGUCACAGAUGGUCGGUUUAUUGCUUUUGGCAUAGGUUAUUAUCUAAAAACUUUUAAUUUUUGAAAACUAUUUAAUAAUACAAUUUUAAUAAUUAAAAUUAUGAACUUUUAAUAUUAAAAUGUAUUGAAGGUGAGUCCGAAAAUGAAGCUAAAGAAAAUGCAGCCAAGUCUUUGUUACGGGUUAUUCUUAAAGAUUUUCCGGAAUUGUGUUCUAAACAUUCAAGAAGAUUUUGCAACACGUAUACUUUAGAUUCAAAUGUGACUCAUAAUUCAAAGGAACUUCUAAAUGCCAAUGAGUAUAAUACAAUUGGAUUGCACCAGGACUACAAACAUAAUUCAAUUGGAUUGCACCAGGACUGCGAACAUAAUUCAAUUAGAUUGCUUCAGGAAUUGUGCCUAUAUUUCAAUUUACCUUCACCAAUUUACAUUUUAGAAUCCUCGGAAGGUCCUUUACAUAGUAAAGUACAUACUAUUUCAUGUAGUGUACUUCACUACGUAGUGAAUGGCAUAGGCAAUACAAGAAAAAUGGCAAAAUGUAAUGCUGCUGACAAACUUUAUUUAAAGUUAAAAAAGUGAGUAGAUUAUAGUUUUACAUUAAAAUUAGUUAUUAUUGUUUUUUCUCAUAUAUAUAUUUAAGUAUGCCAGCAAAAUAUCUACAGAAUCAAAGAAAUUGAUAUCAUCAAAAACCAAAAUAUUAAAGUAGUUGAAAAUAAAAAUGAAGUUAGUUUUGUUCAUCGAAAAUUUAACUUGUGAUGAAAAAUUAUAUUCAAAAACCAGUAACUCAAAAAAAAAAAAGGUUAAUUUUAUCUAUUGAUAUUCAGAUAGUAUUAUUAAUUUAAAGAAAAAUUUUACUUCCAAUAUACUAGAUAAACAAAAUCAGGUAACUGAAAAUACUGAUUGGGCUACAAAAAUCUGAAAAUUGGGUUCCAAGGAAAUUCAUGAAAAAUUCAGUACAUUGAAACGAUCCUGUUAAUUUUAUUAAUCAAACCAAAGAUAUUACAAACAAUUUAGUUAAUCACAAUAUUCAAGUAUCUGAACAUAAUGAUAUGG
Cinara cedri is the source of this 1243-nucleotide messenger RNA. The record is from the annotation of a GenBank genome assembly. NCBI's taxonomy places the organism in Eukaryota, Metazoa, Arthropoda, Insecta, Hemiptera, Aphididae.